AUGGCCCUUCACAAGCACUCGGCUGCAGCCCCUCUGAUCGUCGGUCUCUUUCUGCUGGCGUCUGCCCCCACCCCGAUUCUCGCACACCCAUACCCUCUACAAAAUGUCGCCAAUAACCUCUUCUAUGAGCUCGGCGACAAGUUUAUGAAGCGUGACUGCGUUCAGCGUUGCGGCGCCGACUCUCAGUACUGCUGUGGCUCUGGCGAACAGUGCUACACGGUUAACAACAUUGCUGGCUGCAGCACCAUCCUCGGCGGUGGGGGCUACGGCAUCUUCACCACAACCUGGACUGAGACAAAUACCUUCACCAGCACCGUCACAACCGACUGGCCUGCGACAACAAAGGCCGGAGGAGUGGGAGCUGGGGGCACCUGUGUCCCGCAGAAAGAAGGAGAAACGGCAUGUGGAAGCAUAUGCUGCGCCUCGUACCAGUACUGUGCCUACUCGGGGCAAUGCGCCCAGCGAGACGGCUGGGGUGGCGGCAUCACUACCAUCACCUCAGGAGGCGUCACAAUCACGACGCAAUACUCUGCUCCCUACCGGAUCACCAGCACUAGAGCCACCGGCACCUUCGCAUCAGCAACCGCAACCGGAACCGGAACCGUGGUGCCUGUCACCGACGAGGGCACCGGCGGUGGUUUGAGCGGCGGGGCCAUUGCGGGUAUUGUCAUCGGCACUCUGGCUGGCCUCGGUCUCCUCAUGCUGCUCUGCUUCUGCUGCAUCGCCCGCGGCCUCUGGGGUCUUAUCUUCGGCGGCAAAAAGAAAAAGGAGCACAGCCGCGAGCGGGUCGAGGUCGUUGAAGAGAGAUAUUCACGCCAUGGCAGUCGCAUGCCCUCGGCCCACUCCCACCGCCCCUCGCAUGGCGGCUGGUUCGCAGGCGCCGGCCGUCCUGCACCUGCUGCGCGCCGCAAGGAGGAGAAGAAGGAGGGCGCCAAGUGGUUGGGCCUGGGAGCUGCCGCCGCGACCUUGCUAGCGCUUUUGAACCUUAAGAAGGACAAGCCAGCCCGCAAGCCGCGGUCGAGCUACACAGACUCGUACUACUCGUACACGGGCACAAGUCCCAGUGAGUCUUCAUGGGAUUCUCGGACUCGAUCGGAUCUGACGUCCUACCUAGGCAGCUCUAGCUCGGGUGGAAGAACUCACCGAACCGGCCAAACGCGCGGCACCCGUACGACGCGACACUCGCGGAGGUAG
Colletotrichum destructivum is the source of this 1194-nucleotide messenger RNA. RefSeq lists its product as uncharacterized. The transcript has a single exon. The record is from RefSeq and is a predicted model, not a curated record. Lineage: Eukaryota; Fungi; Ascomycota; Sordariomycetes; Glomerellales; Glomerellaceae. Bases 1 to 1194 code for a protein of 397 amino acids.